Molecule: messenger RNA, 997 nt
Organism: Eruca vesicaria subsp. sativa (arugula)
Lineage: Eukaryota; Viridiplantae; Streptophyta; Magnoliopsida; Brassicales; Brassicaceae
Source: the annotation of a GenBank genome assembly
AAAUAAUUGAAGAAAAGUAGCUCGUGAGAGAAGAAGGACGAAGAAGGCGAAAGUGAAAGAAGAGAGAAAAUUAAGCCAUUAGCUACUUUACUAAACAACAAAAAAAAACAAAAAAAAAAAAGAAGAAGAAGAUGAGAGCUUUAGAAGAAUCUAAGAUCUCUAUUGUUUUGCUGCUUCUUUGCUUCUCAAUCUUUGUCACUAGUCUCCAGGCAAAUGAGCUAACACCACCCUCUAAAGAAGAAGGAGAGAUGAGAAUGGUGCCAUUAAUGGAGGAGAAGUUUAUGGUAAUGAAUGAAACAAGAAGGAAGCUUGGGAGUUUCCAGAUAUGUUCAGUCUGCACAUGUUGUGGAGGUGCAAAAGGACUUUGCCUGCCUUCACCUUGUUGCUUUGCAAUUAAUUGCAACAUCCCAAAUAAACCCUUUGGUUAUUGCUCCUUCACUCCCAAAACCUGUAAUUGCUUUGGUUGCCAUAUCUGAGAUCUUUCAUUGGGCAAAAGAAAGAAUAAACCAACAUCUUGAUUUCAUAUGCAAAGUGUGAAAGGGAAGAAAAAAAGAAAGGAAUAUCUGUUCUUGGUUUGGUUCUUUAUUUUAAUUUAUUUGUUUAUAAUUUUAUUUUCAGUCUUUUUAAAAUUUCAUUACCUACUAUAUUCAGCAACAUCAUCAUCCUCAUUAAUUUGUUAUCUUUUUGCAUUGCCAUUUUGAUAAAAAAAACAUUAGGGUCUUUAUGGAGGAUCUCGCCCAUAGUUCAAGCUAGAAUUGUUUUUCCUUCUCUCUUCAAUCAAUUUCUAUCUGUUAUUUUUUCUCCAAUUUGUUUCUCAUGAGUUAGUGAUUUAUCACCAGGAUUUGUACUUGUAACAUAUUUUAGAGUCAUAUUUGUUUUCGGUUAAGUUGAGGAUUGGAAUAAUAUUAAAUAUGAUGAUGAUGGUGGUGGUAGUGAUGUUGAAGCUGCUAAACUUAAGCCUUAUGUAAUGAGUGACAUGUGGAAAUUAUUAAGAAGG